CAGUCUGGGCAACUGAUUGUUAUCACUUGCUUUUGCACAAGUGCAGCUAGCAACAUAGUACUUGUCAGUGUGUUCUAAGUGAACUAAGCUUAGGGAUUGCUGCCAUUUUGUGAUCUGACUUCCUGAUUCCUUCUCAACCUAAUCUUACUUGAGCUACCAUUCUAUGUUAAGGAGGGUGGUGAAUCACCGCAACUAACAUACGUUGCAAGUGACUCAAAUAUUAGAUGUUCACAUUUCCAUCGACUAACCGACUUUCCUUAUGUCAUUGAACUCAUUUUCUUAUUUUCUACCCUUAGUGGUCUAGCCAGUCAGGAAGUUCGAUAAGUUGGACAUCGAGUAACAGAAUAUCAUGAUAUCUCCAAAGAUGUAGCUAGUUGGCAAAUGAUAAACGAGCUUUCUGUACACGUCUUGAGAUUUUGUUAACAACCAAUGCACUAAUUCUGAUUUAAGUUGCUUAAAUAAGUGAGAUCAGGUGCUACAGAGUACUCUUGCACCAUCUUGCACUUGACAGGCGAAAAAACAUGGUAUUUAUAUUCCGAUUUGUAAUCAGGGCGUUCAAAAGACUUCAUUUUGAAAUCAUAUUGUUAAAGAUUACUCCAUGCUUAUUAUUUGUACACACAAUUAGUUGAUCAUGCCAUUCUUAUAUAGCGCCUAAUCCCCCUACUAAACAUUUUACCUUCAGUUAAUAUACAUUGAACAAUUAUCCUUUUGUGAUGGUUUCUGGAUCGCUGAGCAACUUCUCAUCAGCAGUUAGCAAAACUGGAGGAUGUAUAAGUGCAAUUUAUGAACUCAUGGAAAAAUCUCAAGAUUUUUUACUGAAAAAUGUUCAAACAUUGGACUCUAUCUUUGAAGAAUUCGAUAUUGAAAAAUUUGGCAUAUUGCAUGCAGCUAUAUUACAUGCCAAAUAUAUUUCACAGACACCUACUGACAAAGAAUGGAUGAUAAUUCAAACUCAAAAGUUCUUUCAUCUCUGUACUCCAGAGUCAAUGCAAAAGGUUCCGUCAUAUGUUCGUGUAAUUUCACAUGAAUUUACCAACUUUUUAAUAAAUAUGGGAGCUGCACAUAAAGGAAUCGGAUGCAUACUGAAUGGUAUUCGAAAACUUCAGAAAUCUCCAGAGUACCUUACUCCACUCCACUGUGAUCUUUGUCAGCUUGCAUUGGCUGCUAAAAUGUUUAGCCCAACACUUUCAAUACUAGAUACAGAUAUACUGGAAAUUGAAAGUAGUUCAGCUCUUGAAUUAAAUGAUUACUUACUGUAUUUUUACUACGGGGGAAUGAUUUAUGGAGCGGUGAAAAAUUGGCAGAGAAGCUUGCAUUUUUUUGAAUUGUGUUUACUUGUUCCUGAAUCCUCAACAAGCUGCAUUGUAACUGAGGCCGUCAAAAAAAUCAUAUUAAUAUCUCUUAUUGUAAAUGGGAAAUUCAGUAUGGUCCCUGAGGAGCCCGUUAUGCUUUUUGCAUCACCGAGACCAUGGAAAUGUCACUGUCAACCGUACUUGGAACUAGCUACAACAUUUCGAUCUGAUAAUCCUGAAGAUUUAAUACAUCUUGUUAAUCUUAAUCGUGAGACAUUUGUGGCAGAUUACAACUUUGGAUUGGUCAAACAAGUUGUCAAAUGCCAUGUGCAGUUUCGCAUCCAAAGUCUAACAAAGACUUUUAUGACGCUGUCUCUUAUUGAUGUUGUCACGCGUGCAAAGCUUUCUGCGACACACGAAGCCGAAAAGUUCAUAUUGGAUAUGAUCAAAUCAAAGUCUAUUCUUGCAAGUAUUAAUCAGCAAAGCGGAACUGUUCACUUUCUCGAUGAUCCUGAACAUUACGAUUCAGCUGAAAUGCUCCGGAUCCUUCAAGAUAAGAUGAAUGAAUGCAUGAAGCUGGAAAGCUAUUUUAUGCAGCUAACUGAUGAAUUGGUAACAAAUCCUGCCUACGCUAAACGAAUGCUUGAACUCGAAACGAAGACGACAAAGUCAUCGGUUCCGUAUUAAACACAAACUCCUAUCAAAGAAAAAAGUAUUAAUUAGUUUUAUUUACCGUCUGUCUGUAUUUGUACAAAAUCGUGUUUUUUUUCGAAGUUAACGUCCUUUGCUGAAAUAAAGAACAAACAAACAAGAAAUUGAAACAAUUAAAAAAAUCCACUUCACAUAAUUUUUUUCUUAAAUUUUAUGCCUUCAAUGAGUAAAAUAAUAUUUUUUACUUCAAUAACUUGGCUUUUAAUCCGUAGUGUUUGUAAGUUUAAUCAAUACCUUAAUUUUUAGAUGUAUUAUUAUUAUUAUUAUUUUCCUUCAUUCUUUCUUUCACUGAUUGCACUUAUACCAGAAACACGAAAUAAAUGUUAUUUUGUACAUAAACCAAAGUAUAUUACCUUUUGAGAUAACUUUGCCUCUACUAA
Trichobilharzia regenti is the source of this 2383-nucleotide messenger RNA. NCBI's taxonomy places the organism in Eukaryota, Metazoa, Platyhelminthes, Trematoda, Strigeidida, Schistosomatidae. The record is from the annotation of a GenBank genome assembly.